Messenger RNA from Hibiscus syriacus, 1763 nucleotides. RefSeq names its product zinc finger protein ZAT9-like. The record is from RefSeq and is a predicted model, not a curated record. NCBI's taxonomy places the organism in Eukaryota, Viridiplantae, Streptophyta, Magnoliopsida, Malvales, Malvaceae. The transcript has a single exon. The coding region runs from base 595 to 1692 and encodes 365 amino acids.
CGUUCGUUUCCCAUCACAGGAUUGUUCUCACUUGAAUACACGUGUUGUCUAUCUUUUCUUCCAUUUUAAUCUCUUUUUUUGGGGCCUUCCAUGCAUGGAAUUCUCCUCCAACUACAACACAAAAACAAAGGGUAUCUUGAGAGAGAAAGAGAGAGUCAUUGUUUCUUCUUCUUCUUCUUCUUUGUUCUUCUUCUUAUCAGCCUGUUCAUCGUCAUCAUUAGCGACCCAUCACCUUUAAAAGUUUGAUUUUUUCUAAAGAAUUUUGGUUUCAUUGGAAGAAGGUGUUUGGGAUGAGAGAAAAUGGGAUUUAAAGAUUGUAUCUUUUUCCUGUGGGUCGGAUUAAAACAGAGAACUGUCACAUCUCAGCUGCUGAUUCUCGUUUGAUCAUCAUCAUCUCCACUGAAACUAAAGCAAGCAACUUUGUGAUCUGUUCUUUUUUUUUCUCUGCUCCUUGAUCUAGAUUUUGAUUCUUUGUUCUUCUUCCACAAGAUUACUGAAAAAUGAAGUCUUUUUGAAGAUUUGAGGUAAGAAAUGAAUUGCUCUUCCUGUUUAGUUUACUGGGUAUUUUCAGCUUUCCAGUGAUCAUUUUUAAAAAUGGAACAAAAUCAAGAGAAGAAGUUUGUUUGCAAGUAUUGCAACAAAGGGUACCCUUGUGGCAAGUCUUUAGGGGGUCACAUAAGAACUCAUAGGAAUAAUGAGAAUUCUUCUGAAGCUGGUGGCCAAUCUGCAACUUAUGAUCUGAGGGAAAACCCCAAGAAAAGCAAGAGGCUUUCAGAAUCAGGCAAUGGCUCUUUGCUCAAAGAGACGAUGAUUUGUAAAGAAUGUGGUAAGGGUUUCCAUUCAUUGAAAGCACUCUGUGGUCACAUGGCUUGUCACUCUGAGAAAGGAAGGGCCAUUCACAAAUUUGAGGAUCAUUGGGAUAGUCGUUCAGACACUGAAACAUCAACUGCUCCAGGUCAAAGGAGGAGAUCCGGGAGAAUAAGGUGCAAAACAAGUGGGGUUCAGGUUCAAGUUCACUCUAACAAUUCAGUUUGUUUAGCAGAUGGUUCAUCAUCUGUAUCAGAGAUUGAAGAUCAGCAAGAACAAGAAGAGCUUGCUGUGUGUUUGAUGAUGCUUUCAAGGGAUUCUUCUGGUUGCAUGAAAGGGCUGAACUCAGUUGCUGACUCUUCAGAUAACAACUCUGUUGUUUUGGAGGCUAAAUCAUCUUCCAUUGAUGUGAGGAUUACUUUUGAGAAACGAAGGGAAACCAAGGUGAAAUCUGGGUAUUGUAGGAAUGGGGUUGUCAAGGAUGUUGAAUGUAAGAAACUUAAAGUGAAGUCUAGAUCUGGUAAAAUUUUGAGUAAAUUCAAGUGUGUGAAAACUGAAGUAGGUGAUAAUCAAGCCGAUAGCUUAGCAAAUGGAUCUUUUCAUGCUCAAAUGGCUGGUACCAAGGUGACCAAUGGCAAUUCUGAGAAGAGAUUGGUUUCAAAGAAGAACAAAGGGCAUGAAUGCCCUUUCUGUUGCAGGGUUUUUAAGUCAGGCCAAGCUUUAGGAGGUCACAAAAGGUCCCAUUUCGUUGGAGGUUCAGAGGACACAAAAUUGGUCAUGAAACAAGACUCACCAGAAGCUCCAUUGCCAGCUCUAAUUGACCUUAACCUUCCAGCUCCUGUUGAAGAAGAUACAAUGGGGAAUUAUGGGUUCAUCCCAUGGUAGGAGGAUUUUACAGUGUGUAAAUGAACAAAUUUACUUCUUUUUGGUGCUUCUCUUUGGUUUUCUAAUUCAAG